Mytilus trossulus (common blue mussel) is the source of this 1683-nucleotide messenger RNA. RefSeq lists its product as uncharacterized. The coding region runs from base 1 to 1683 and encodes 560 amino acids. The record is from RefSeq and is a predicted model, not a curated record. NCBI's taxonomy places the organism in Eukaryota, Metazoa, Mollusca, Bivalvia, Mytilida, Mytilidae. The transcript has a single exon. Gene Ontology annotation, molecular function: ubiquitin protein ligase activity; zinc ion binding.
AUGACGACAAAUCAUCAAUUUUGCAGUAUAUGUGACCAACGCCAUCUCACUAAGCCUUCAACUGACUGGUGUUCCGAAUGUAACCAAGCUAUAUGUACCGAAUGUAAAGAUCUCCAUGCAAUUAUUAAAGCUUUACAACAUCAUCCUUUAAUACCAAUAGCAAACUACCUAUCUCUUGGUACCUCUUUUUCUUUAGUUGAGGGACAUUGUUCCUUACACGACGACAAAUAUCAAUUGUUUUGUCAAUCACAUGACUGUUUCCUCUGUCUUACGUGUUUAGAAGAACACAUGACUUGUGAGAAUGUGAUUCGUAUCAGUAAGGUAACCAAAGAUGUAAAAACGUCUGAAAAUGUUAUAGAAGCUAAGAAGGGUGUAUCGGAGAUUGUACUAAAGUUUUCGAAAUUACAAAGUCAGAUUGAAGAUAACUUAAGGGAUAUCAAGACACAGAAAGAAUCAGUACUUCGAGAAAUAACUCAGAUUAGAGAAAAGAUGAAUAACCAUCUGAAUCAAAUUGAAAGCGCUUUGAAAACAGAACUAUGUGAAAUAAUGGAUGAUCAGUGCCUCCGUAAUAUUGAAAUGACUUUACAAGAGGUUAUAAAGGAGAAAGCGAAUGUUGAACAUUUCCAUCAGCAAGUGGAAGACCUCUAUAAAUAUGGAUCAGAUCUACAAACGUUCUUUGGCUUGCAAAAGAUAAUUGCAAAAACUGCCACCGCAAAUCAGUACUUGCAGACAUUCGCGGACGAUGGUAGAGCAGAUCAAGUGACAUUUACCUGUAAAAUUAAUAAGCAAAUAUCAGACUUUUUUGAAGAUGUAAAGAGUUUUGGAUCAAUUCAAUUACAGGAAAUUCCGAGUCAGAUUACAUUGGAAACUGCAAAGGAUAAAGAUGCACAGUUGGUUGGUUCGGGUAACAAAUCUAUAAGUGAUAUCAAACUCAGUUUGGUUAAUACUAUCAAUUUAAGUGGAGAAUUUACUGGAUGUUGUAUUCUCCCAGAUGAAAAGAUUGUGCUUUGUGAUUGUAAAAAUAACAGUGACUGUAUACAAUUAUUGCAUCCACAUGGAGAACUCAUUUUUAAAAUCCCCACAGCAUCCAGCUUUCAUUCAGAUGUUACAUAUAUUGAUAACCAAAUCGUAGCUGUAUCAUCAGAUGUCCAACAGCAAGUACAUGUCAUAAACGUGGAUACAAAAUCCAUAAGAUCCAUGCCAACCCCUGAUUCAUGUUAUGGAACAACGCACAAAGAGGGAUCACUGCUAUGUUGUAUUCAAGGGAAAGGCAUCCAAAGUAUCAAUCUUGGAAGUGAGAAAAGUACUACGAUUGUAAACUGUAAUCUGAGUCCAUUGUCUUCUAUUACUUUUGUCGACAAAAGAAUAUUUUAUACUAAUCAAAAAAGAAAUAGUGUGACUUGCUGUGAUAUGGACACGGGUAAUAUUAUCUGGACAUUUAGAAACGCAUCUGUUGUGAAGGAUUUUCGUAGAAUUGCAGUUGACAAUGUUGGAAAUGUUUACAUUGCUUGUUACAGUCAAAAUAAACUCGUUGUAUUGUCUGCCGACGGACAACAUCAUAGGCAACUGCUAUCGGAAAAAGAUGGACUUCUUAAACCUUAUGCUAUUUGUUAUGACAAAACCAAAAAUCGUCUCCUGAUUUUUAAUCGAAAAAAUACCGGGUUUUUGUUUGAUGUGUCAUAA